CGUAAGUACUGCCUUGAAGCUUGGCCACAGACGAGUAUGAAGCAUGGCGUCGCUUUCCGCAAGUUCUCGAGAACAACAUCACACAGAAAUUUAAUGCUGAGAAAUUUGGUUACAUCCCUCUUCGAGCACGAACAAAUCAAAACGACACUUCCAAAAGCGAAGGAUGCAGCACGACUGGCCGAGAAGAUAAUCACGUUAGGCAAGAAAGGGAAUAAUGUUGCCUUCACCAAAGCCUCUGCGUUCCUGUUGAAGCAGGACCUAAUUCCCAAACUUUUUGGCACUUUCGCUCAACGAUACGCUGACCGGCCGGGGGGUUAUACACGUAUACAUAAGUACGGAAACCGCCCAGGAGACAACGCGCCAGUCGCAAUAUUAGAGCUGGUGGACAAUCCCAGGGAUCUUCGAUGGGAAAUAACGUCGCGCGCUAUUGGAUGGGAAAUGCUGAAGGACAAGCUCAAGCAGGAGGAGCCUUUGUCGCUCAUUCAAAGGGGAGCUCCCGACGCCCAGAAUUUCAUCCAGCAUGAACGAAGUUUGGACCAGAAUUCAACAGGCAUAUUAAGGCCAAAGACACGGUGGAAUCUUCAGAAGGUUUUGCGGUUCAAAGGUCAAGAUGGGACAAUCGCACUGGGGCGAAAGGUUGAAGAAUACUUUGAUCAUGUUCUUGCAUCGACGGUGGCUACCAAAGCCCUGGAUGAAAACCGGAUGAUCAAGGCUGGCCAGAUGCUUCCUGGAGAGACUCGGAAUGCUCUUUAUCUCGCGCGCGGUGCGUUGGGCCAUCAGAAACCUGCUCCAAAUGAGCAACACAUACUCAGCGUCAAAAAUAUGUUUAAACAGCAUCCAUCAUAAGCUAUUGCAACCACUAUUUGGUAUUCUUCUUCCUAAUGUACAAACGUAAAACAUCGGACAAAUUGGACUAUUUUUUGUCAGUGAGCCCGUCAGAAUUGACUUGCCGCCUCCAGAUCAUCAGCGUUUAGCCAAUCAGCCCCGACAUUCAACAACUGCCUCCAUACGUCGUUGCGUGCUUGGAUCGGCCAGCCGGGGGUGUCCCAAUACCUCGCAGUGAUGCCGCGCUGGUG
Molecule: messenger RNA, 1076 nt
Organism: Guyanagaster necrorhizus
Lineage: Eukaryota; Fungi; Basidiomycota; Agaricomycetes; Agaricales; Physalacriaceae
Product: ribosomal protein L17
Exons: 4
Coding region: 37-846 (269 amino acids)
Biological process (GO): translation
Cellular component (GO): ribosome; mitochondrial large ribosomal subunit
Molecular function (GO): structural constituent of ribosome
Source: RefSeq, a predicted model, not a curated record